UUUUAUAUGGAGUCAUUUCCUUUCUCCUCUUACAAGAUUCACAUAGUUUCCAAAUUCAAGUUGAUGCUGCGGCAUAAAUGCGUACGAUUCGUUUAGCACAUUUUUACUUUCUAAUAUGGCUUUCUUUCAGCUAUUACUGCUGAGUGGAAUUAUUAUGCUAAGUCAAACCCUGACUGAAGAAAAUACAACAUUAUUAUUAGUUCAGACACUUUUUCGGCAUUCAGAUCGAGCUCCCGUGUUCAUAUAUCCGAAUGAUCCAAAUAAUCCCGAGAUCUGUUGGCCCAAUGGACUGGGAAUGUUAACCCAGCUUGGAAAAAUGCAACACUAUGCAGUCGGAAAAUUUCUUCGAUCUCUGUACAAAGAUUUUAUUACAACAAAUCCCAGAGAGGUCUAUGCAAACAGUUCAUCAGAGGACCGGUGCUUGAACAGUGUCGAAUCGAACCUAGCUUCUUUCUAUGCUCCAGACGAAAAAUGGCAAUUUGAGAAGGAUUUCGACUGGCAACCCAUCCCCAUUCAUUAUCUACCGAUGGAAGUGGAUAAAUACUUGAAUUUUGAUGUUCCAUGCCCUCGAGCUGAAGCUGAAUUUGACAAUUUGCUUGAUUCAAAAGAAAUACUAGAUAUGUACCAGACACAUCAGGAUUUGGUGGAAAAUGUGACGAAGUUUUCGGGACUAAAUUAUACUGAAGGAGGAAAUCCUCUUUUUCUUUACGAUACGUUGAAAGUUGAGAAAAUCCACGAUCUCAUUAUUCCAGAAUGGGUGGACACCUAUUGGGAUGAAAUGAGUGUUAUAGCAUUUGCUAUUUUCCGGACUUUCUACAGUUCAUAUGUUCAACUCAAACUACGUAUGGGACCGUUUCUCGAAAUUAUAAGCAAAAACUUGAUGGAUAAAGUAAAUGGACAGAAUCCUCAUUUGAAAGUCGUAAUGAAUUCUGCACACGAUCUGAACGUUGCAGCACUUUUGCUAGCUUUGAAUUUCACGGACAUGCCACGACCUCCCUAUUGUGCUACCUUGUUGAUUGAGCUUCACGAGAUGUCUGAUGCGUCGAUGGCUGUACGAUUGCUCUACAUGAACUCCACUGAACCUCUAAGGGAGGUUGAAGACCCUCAUGUUCUUGUUAUGUAUGGCUGCACGGAAUUCUGCCCCUUAGAGACAUUCAUCAAGAGCUAUCAACAUUUGAUACCGGAUAACUGGUCAGAAGAAUGUCAACUCAAGAAUUAACGUGGAUUCGACUUAAGCGCAGAGCCCGUUUGGCGACGUAAAAUUUUUUGAUGGCGAUCUUUCGCCAAAUGUAAUUUUGUAAACCUAAAAGAUUUUUGUUAUUAUUUUAUUUGUAACUAUCUAAAAUGAAUGUUUGGCGAGUACGUUUGGAAGUUUGGCAUAAUUUUUCUUGAUUGUCGAGAAACCAGACAUCAAUUUUAAAUCUAACCUUAACAUGGUCUGAGAAACCAUCAAAGACCUGGGAAAAUUCUGUUCCUUUACACAAUUGUAAAAAAAAAAGUUUUGAAGCUCUUUAUUUUAUCGAAUUAAGCUUCACAAGGAAAUGUAUUCAAAUUGUACUCAAGAUUUAAUUUAUAAUCUUUUUCUCUUCGGCUUGCGAUAGUUUGUAUCGCAGAGCCCUGAAAUGUAUCUAACUUUAUUCCAAGAGUGUGAUUUGUUUAAUAAAUAAAAUUUUCUCGUUUGCUA
This is a messenger RNA of Argiope bruennichi, 1684 nucleotides long. Its product is annotated as testicular acid phosphatase homolog. NCBI's taxonomy places the organism in Eukaryota, Metazoa, Arthropoda, Arachnida, Araneae, Araneidae. Gene Ontology annotation, molecular function: phosphatase activity. The record is from RefSeq and is a predicted model, not a curated record. The transcript has 9 exons. Gene Ontology annotation, biological process: dephosphorylation. Bases 116 to 1219 code for a protein of 367 amino acids.